Messenger RNA from Oncorhynchus gorbuscha (pink salmon), 2413 nucleotides. RefSeq names its product lysophosphatidic acid receptor 6-like. The record is from RefSeq and is a predicted model, not a curated record. NCBI's taxonomy places the organism in Eukaryota, Metazoa, Chordata, Actinopteri, Salmoniformes, Salmonidae. The transcript is spliced from 3 exons. Gene Ontology annotation, molecular function: G protein-coupled receptor activity. Gene Ontology annotation, cellular component: membrane. The coding region runs from base 488 to 1591 and encodes 367 amino acids. Gene Ontology annotation, biological process: phospholipase C-activating G protein-coupled receptor signaling pathway; positive regulation of Rho protein signal transduction.
UUAACCACGUCUGUGGCCUAAGCAGAAGUGGUGGGUAUGUAUGUGUGCAAUACACACAACAAGUUAAGAGUGUCUUCUUUUAGCUACUGUAUGUGUAUAUCUGAUUAUAUUAUUUUCAUUUGAAAUACACUGCUUCGUUUAACCUAGUCAAUGCAAACUAGUCAAUCAAAGCGGUACUAGCCUCGAGCAGAUUGCAGGUCCAGUGUAGUUUGUGUAGUGCUCUUUGGAAAACAGCAUGCACAACGGGUUUCACUAUCAAUCAGAGGAAUACAUAUUGGCACGACAUAGGCUAUUUACUGUAGGUUAAAGUCUGUUUUACCAAACAAGGACUCAAAGCCACGAGGUUCGGCUCCAGUUGAGAGGAGACAAUUAUCCCAAGCGAUUUCGAAUGGUCCCACCUGAUCUUGCUGCCUCAUGCCAGCCUUUCAUCUUUGAGGACAUCUUGACAAUAUAGUAAUCCAGCUUUGACUUGGCCCAAACAAGUAAAAUGGUACUGUGUGACAGCAAAGUGUGCUAUAUACAGUGGAUUGUCUAUGUCCCCACGUUCAUGGUGGGUCUUCCCCUCAACCUGGCCGCUCUGUGGCUCCUCCUCUUCAGGAUGCGUCGAUGGACUGAGUCCACGGUGUACCUCAGCAGUCUGAUCAUCAACGACAGCCUUCUCAUCUUCUCUCUGCCCUUCAAGAUGUACGCCUACGAACACAACUGGGGCUUGAGCAUGGGAUUCUGCACCUUCCUGGAGAGCCUGGUGUUCGUCAACAUCUAUGGGAGCAUCAUACUGAUCGUGUGCAUCUCUGGCGACCGCUAUGUUUAUUUGCGAUUUCCAAUCAAUGGCAAGCGUCUGCACUCACCACGGAAGGCUGCCCUGGUAUGCCUGGCCGUGUGGGUGAUGGUAUUCGCUUUCACCACACCCGUCUAUGAGCUCCACAACAAAAACAACAACGACACCAGAAUGCACAAAGGCAACGAAACCAAGUGUUUCCAGAAGUUCUCCAGCGAAACCUGGAAGAAGAAAUGGAUCAUCAUCGCCAUAGAGACAGUGUUCUCAAUCAGCACGGUUGCCAUGGUGUUCUUCUCGGUGCGCGUGAUGCAGAUCCUGAGUGGCAUGCGGCGACUGAACCCGCUGGACGAUAAGCUGAGGAACAACAAGUCUGUGAAAAUCGUCCUGAGCAACCUGGUGGCCUUCCUGCUGUGCUUCAUCCCCUACCACGUGGCCGCAGUCGUCUACUUCCUGGCCAAGAACCGCACGGAGGACCCGAACGUCAUCAACCCCCUCAGAGACUUCGUCCAUAUCAGCAUGUGUCUGGGCAGCAUCAACUGUCUGACGGACGGGGUCUGCUACUACUUCAUCCUGAAGGAGAACCUGCUGACUGCCAGCAAGGAGAGGAGGAGGAUGUCCACUAGAGGAAACACAGUGGCGAGGCUCAGGGAAAUCAACCAGCAUCCAAUGGACAACAUCAAGGUCAAGGAACCUGGAGAGACAGGAUCAGACACCCAGGUCAAUGGAGAUCAAUUGGACUUGCUAGAUAGAUGUGGCUUAUCCCCUCUUGGUGCCUGCAGAGUAGAGAGCAGGGUGGAGACAUUUCCCCUGUAGAUGGAUGGCUAUCACCUCUACCUGGGAAAUGGAAAACUCAGAUCCCCACAGCAGACAGAGGAGACAAGUUGCUCGAAGAUUGAAUGAAUGGCCAGCACUUGGAAUAAAUGUUUUUAAAUCAAUCAUCCAGCCUUCCAUUGUAUUCUCACUCAUCACACGUGGCCUUUGGUCCUAGUGUUACCUCUUACCUUUAGGAGGCUGAGAUUCAAAGAGGUUCCACAGAAUAUCUCAGAGGGCAUAUCUAACACUAACUGAUCUGAUCAACAAAAGGCAUGGGAUUUACAACCCUGAGUCUUGUAAUUUAUCCAUGCUGAAUAGAAGCUUCUACAAAAGGAUACACUGUUCAGAUAUGGACUGUUUAGAUGCAAUCCACCCACUCUCAAUCUAGACAGUAAAGAUGUGUACAUCCAGACCAUUUCAAAUAUAAAACGCUAUUUACAUUUUUCAGACAGUUGCUCUUGAUCAACGUUUGUUUAUAACUAUUCACUACAAAUAACUCACUUUUCGUUAAAAAAAUGAUCAGACUGUCUGUAUAGGUCAGAGAUCGGAGAUUCUUCAUGUUGAUAGUUUGUUACUCAGACAUGAUUCAUGUUGUCAAGAGUCUUCAACCUUAUCAGCAGAGAGGAUGGGAGGACCUUCAACACUUUCAUUCCGGAAGUUAAGAACAGCUCAACCUCUAUGCAGACUGCUCUGACAGGAAGUGGCAACCAGAAUAUCGAGUGAGUGGUUUGGGAGUGGUUUCUGUCUCUUUUCAAAUUGCACGCACAGACACCAUGAACAACAACAAUGAUAGUUUAGGAGCACUCUCCUCUGAGGGGAGUU